Molecule: messenger RNA, 4877 nt
Organism: Nerophis ophidion (straightnose pipefish)
Lineage: Eukaryota; Metazoa; Chordata; Actinopteri; Syngnathiformes; Syngnathidae
Product: serine/threonine-protein kinase DCLK1-like
Exons: 16
Coding region: 218-2506 (762 amino acids)
Biological process (GO): intracellular signal transduction; protein phosphorylation
Molecular function (GO): ATP binding; protein kinase activity
Source: RefSeq, a predicted model, not a curated record
GAGCAGGUGGGGGUGGGGGGGGGGACACCGGCUCCAUCCUCCAUCCCUGCUUCCUCUCCCUCGGCGUGGAAGCACACGGCGGGCGGGCAUUCACACGCAGCAACAAAGGGGCUCACUGUCCAUCUAUGACAUCCAAUGAAUACAGGAGUCAUUAAAGGAAGUUUCACCUUUUUUUGGCUUCUGACUGCAUCCUAAAGGGUGAAAAGCAUCACAAAGCAUGGAGCUGGAGCACUUUGACAGGCGGGACAAAGCACAGAGGUAUGCCCGCAGGGGUUCCAGAGGCAACGGGCUCCCCAGUCCCACUCACAGCGCCCACUGCAGCUUGUACAGAACCAAGACAUUACAAGCGCUGACGUCGGAGAAGAAAGCUAAAAAGGUUCGGUUCUACCGCAACGGGGAUCGCUACUUUCAAGGGAUUGUGUACGCCAUUUCUCAGGAGAGAUUCCGGUCCAUCGACGCACUCCUGGCUGACCUCACGCGAGCGCUGUCUGAUAACGUCAACCUACCCCAAGGGGUUAGGACAAUAUACUCUAUCGAUGGGAUGACAAGGAUUAUGAGCAUGGACCAACUGGUGGAAGGAGAAAGCUACGUGUGUGCCUCCUUUGAGCCCUACAAGAAGGUGGACUACACCAAAAACGUCAACCCCAACUGGUACGCAGCAGCAAAGACAGCCGCGUCUUCCCGCGACCCAUCUUCUCUUGGCAGCGCCAGAGCCGGAUCCCCAGAGACUCGGGAAAGCAAAGAGUUCAUCAAGCCCAAACUGGUCACCAUAGUUCGCAGCGGAGUGAAGCCUCGUAAGGCCGUGCGCGUCUUACUCAACAAGAAGACAGCGCAUUCGUUCGAGCAGGUCAUGACCGACAUCACGGACGCCAUUAAGUUGGACAGCGGCACCGUCAAAAAGCUGUUCACUGUUGAUGGCAAGAUGGUAACAUGCCUUCAGGACUUUUUUGGGGAGGACGACAUAUUCUUUGCUUGUGGGCCCGAGAAGUAUCGAUACCAAGACGACUUCAGUUUGGAUGAAAGUGACUGCAGGGUGGCAAAGUCUUCAUCCUACGGUCGACUUCCGUCUGUGCACGGCCGCUAUUCUCCAAGAAGUGGCGGAAUGUCCCGCAGGAGCAAGUCUCCCUCAUCUACUGGCUCUGUUAACGGGACAGCAGGAAGCCAGCUGUCAACCCCUCGGUCUGGAAAAUCCCCCUGUCGCUCUCCGACUAGUCCUGCAAGCCUCAGGAGACAUCAGGGUUCUCAGCACAGCAGUUCGUCACUCUCUUUAGCCUCCAUCAAGGUGUGCAGCUCCAUGGAUGAAGGAGACGGACCCAGCAUCGAAGCUGAGCCCAUGGACGAGACCACCGUCCCUGUCGCCAUAGCAGAGAGGUACAAAGUGGGGCGCACUUUGGGGAGCGGGAACUUUGCUGUGGUGCGGGAGUGUGUUGAGAGAUCCACUGGGAGAGAAUAUGCCCUCAAGAUCAUCAGCAAGGAGAAGUGCAGAGGAAAGGUGCAAGAACACAUGAUCCAGAGCGAGGUGUCCAUUCUCCGACGCGUCAAGCAUCCCAACAUUGUACUGUUAAUUGAAGAAGUGGACACCGGCAAUGAACUUUAUCUCGUCAUGGAGUUGGUUAAGGGUGGCGACCUCUUUGACGCCAUCACCUCCUCUAACAAAUACACGGAGAGGGACGCCAGCUGUAUGCUGUUCAAUCUGGCGAGCGCCAUCAAGUACCUGCACAGUCUCAACAUCGUGCACAGAGACAUCAAACCCGAGAACCUGCUGGUCUACCAGCACCCUGACGGCAGUAAAUCUCUCAAGCUGGGAGACUUUGGCCUGGCCACCGUUGUCAAUGGUUACCUCUACACUGUGUGUGGCACGCCGACCUACGUAGCACCUGAGAUCAUCGCCGAGAAAGGAUAUGGCCUGAAGGUGGACAUUUGGGCUGCCGGUGUCAUCACUUACAUUCUGCUGUGUGGCUUCCCGCCCUUCAGUUGUGGAGAGGACCAGGAGGUUCUGUUGGAACACAUCUUGAGGAGUGAUCUGGAGUUCCCUGCGCCGCACUGGGACAACGUGUCAGACUCGGCCAAGGCUCUCAUCAGCGGGAUGCUGCAGGUGGACGUGGACCAAAGACUCUCAGCCGCACAAGCGCUGGAGCACCCCUGGGUCAACUGGUGUGCGGGGUAUUUGCUUGCACAGGAUGAUGGCGUGUCCGAGAACCAGCAGCAGCUCCCUGUGGCCAUGGGGAUCAGGAAGCACUUUAACACGGGACUGAAGAGCAACAUUACAACUGCAGGUGUCAUGGUCAUCAGUAACACUCCGCUUGAUAAGGAAAAGCAAGUUUUCCGGCGACAGCAGCAGGAACACGACGCUAAUCUCGCCUCCCACUUCCCGCAUGGCGCCAGCUCCUCCUCCUCAUCGCGUGGUGCUAAUGCCGUCCUCUCGCCCGCCGACUUCACAUCAGAGUCCGAAGACUAUUCCCCGGGUUCGGCGGACACGGUGCGCUCCCCCAUCUCUCCCUUCUAAGUGCAUGCAGGACGCCAUCCAGCUGCUGGACAUGGUGAGCGACAUCAUUGGGACAGUUUUCACCCCUAACCCACCUGACCUUUGACUGUAUGGGGAAGGACUGCUCCAAUUUAGUGUUCUGCCGCCCUCUUGUGGUCAAUAUUGUAUAUUACAAGAAGCUGUUUUACAUGCAGCAUCAUGGCACUGGACUUCAGCAACUGUUACUUUAGUGCUGCAAAAGGAGGUGGUGGUGAAUAUGCUGCUAUAACAUAUACAAUUUAAAAACAGUAAUAUUAUUAACUAGUGAUGGUAAAGAGACUGCACUUUUUUUGGAAGGUUGCCUAUCAUUUAAAUCUUUAUAAAAGACAUGAACUCGUAAGUAAACGCUAACAAUUGAGCUAACUGGAGUCAUUACAUUGUGCGUCACUAUAAAAACAUCCAAAAGCAACAACAAUACUCCCUCCACAUUUCAUGAUCUGAAUAUUACCCAGUAUAGGAUAGGAUAUACUUGUAUCUGUGUUGGCCCUGCGAUGAGGUGGCGACUUGUCCACCUUCCGCCCGAUUGUAGCUGAGAUAGGCGCCAGCGCCCCCCGCGACCCCGAACGGGAAUAAGCGGCAGAAAAUGGAUGGAUGGAUGGGAAACUACAUUGUUGCAGUGCAGGUGUUUACAUACAGUAACACAAUUCAAACAAUUAUAAGUGAUAAAUACUACAUAUCCCGCACCAAUAUGUAUAGAUAAAAGGUAAAAUGAAACAAAAAAAACACUAAUGUACGUUUUGGAUACCAAGACAAAUCACAGUAAUCACAUAAGUGUAUUAGCCAUAUUGUUAUAAGCGCUAAUGUUAAGGACCUACUUUUAGAUGUUUGAUCACAAAGAUGUAACUCGCAAAAAUAAACAUUUGGCAUGUGUUUAUUGGAUCAAUGUUAAUUGGAUAUGUCGAAAAAAACUCAAACAAAUGUUAAAAAUAGGCAUCUAUCUUAUCCUGCUAUUUUGACAUCAUGAACUAGUGAGUUUCUUUCUCGCCUCUGAGUUGGUGAAAGUUAGUUCUAGAUGAGGAAUCGUGACUCUCACCUGGCUAGUUGAAGGUUGUGACUAAAAUUGGCGAGAAGGACACGAAAAGACGCUUGUUAGCACCCACAUUUUAUUUUAACUUUUCACGAGAAUUAUGAUUAAUUCGUCAUCUAAACAUGAAGAUAUAAACAUUGCAUCAGUCGGAUUCACAGUGAGAGCAGACAUUGUACAGUAAGUGGUUGUUUUACGUUUGUUGUCUCUCAGGAAGUCUGUCAUGAGUUGCAGUAAGUGUUCUUGUUGAAGGAAAAAGCGAACGUUGAGCUGUGUCUGUGAAAUUAAUAUGCGGCCGUAUGCUCAAAUGUGAGCAAAACAGGUAAAUAUUACAUGUUAUAAAUGAGCUUGUUACUACGUUACAUAUUUAUUUAGUGUGUAUAGGGACAAGUGGUAGAAAAUGGAUGAAUGGAUGGAUAACAUGUUACCGGAGGUUUUUGGAUGUUUUUUAGAGCGACUCCCAAUGACUCCAUUGUUGGCUGAAUUUUGCUAACCUUUGUUUACGAGUAAGAAUAUAUACAAAAAGAAAAACAAAACCAAAUUUAAAAAAUUGCUGUACCUCUUGAAGAGCACAUGGAUUGAAGUGCAAUUACUGCACCAAAAAGAGCACAGUGUUGAAUGCAAACUUUUGUAUACUGGCGGUGAUAAAUGUCAAUAAGAACAUUACAUAAAAGUAGCACGGUGCUUCCAUGAAAGAAAAAAAAAAAAAAGGAAUAUUUGUCAGGUGAACGUGAGUAACUGUGAGGACUGUCAUCUGCAUGUGUGCCGAUAUGCAUCUAUAAAGUGAUUAUUCCUUUUUAGAAAUGUUCAUUAAUGUCUGCAGCUGUUGUUUGUUUUGUAUCAUACUGUACAUGUUGAAGGAACUGUCAAAACAUCACUUUGUUCUUAAAAGGGCUGACCGGAAGAGGUUCAAACAAACAUGUUGCGCAGAAAUGAAUGUAAAAGUCUCCUGUCAUAGAGAAUGUCCAUUUCAUGUCCAAAAACACGACCUAACCUGUGGACUCCUUUUCGAUGUUAGAAAAAAAAACAUUUUCAAUUGGGAUUAACAAAAAAAUAUUCAAUAAAAUAUCUGCAUCACCAAGAUUAGACACAAGAUGGCAGUAUAAGCACUUGUACUUUUCAGUUGACAUCAGCUAGUUUCAGUACACGUUUUCUUCCUCAAAUACAUUUUUAUUACAAUUUAAAAUUUAAAAGGCAAAGUAUAUUUAAAUCAUUUGACAUAAUGGCAUAAAUUAUUUCCCAAUAACAAAUUAUGCUUGAACAGCUACAUUACAGUAAUAUAUAUUAAAAAUGAAUAUAACUCAAACAAGUGAAUGCACUGCUUUAUAU